Neolamprologus brichardi is the source of this 2945-nucleotide messenger RNA. RefSeq names its product zinc finger CCCH-type containing 3 (gene zc3h3). Gene Ontology annotation, molecular function: metal ion binding. NCBI's taxonomy places the organism in Eukaryota, Metazoa, Chordata, Actinopteri, Cichliformes, Cichlidae. Gene Ontology annotation, cellular component: nucleus. The record is from RefSeq and is a predicted model, not a curated record.
GCGUCGCAAUUUAAUGACGAAAGGUUGUAGUCGUAAACAUGGAGGAGAGAGAAGCACUUAAGAGACAAAUCGAACUUUUACAAAAUCUCAUCAACAAACAUAAAAGUACCCAUGGCGAUACACCAUUUACAGGAACUGAGCAGAGCCACACACAAUCUUCAGUGCCAGCCAGGGGCCGAGGUCAAAGUGCAUCUAUGAUCUACCCUCCCAGCUCCAGAGGAAGACUCUAUGCUCCUCAGAGCUGUGGAAGUUGGAGGAAAACAUACUCUCUGAGAAACAAGAACCCCGAGUCCUCUGCUGGACAUCCCUCAGCUUCUGCCUCCUCCACUGUCCAUCACUCUCACAGCAUGUCACUGCCCAGCCUCAGCACGGGAAGCAGGACUGCCACUAUAUCAUCAGAGACAUCUCAGCUGAAGAAAAAAGAACAUAUAAGCAGCAUAACAGAGAGUAGAGAUGUAGCAACAGAGAAAAAAAACAGUGAUGCUCUUGGAAAAAUGGGGUCAGCAUCAGAGUUUACGCAGAGGGUUGACAGCAGGAACACAGGCCUGCAGGGAAAGAAAAUUGGUGUUUCUUUUGAAGUGGCCUCUUCAGCCACAGCCAGUACCUCAGCCAUUCAGCAGAGCAGCUCCCAAGUAAAGAUCGGACCUUCCCUGAAAAGCAGAACCAGUACAGACAGUCAACAGAUUGUUGCUAAUACAUCUCAGGUAACUCUCACAGCUGGUCUCUCUACUGCAUUACAACAAGCUUCCUCUAACUCAUCUUUACAAAGCAGCAAAGCCCAGGUCAAUACUUCAUAUUCAAAUAAAUCAAAGUUCACUUGGGUAAAGGGUCAGAGUGCUGCAGGAGCAGAGCUCAAACCACUGAGCUCUCUUUCAACACCGUCAGCAGUUGUUGCCCCAACAUCUGUCUUGAAAUCUGGAGUUGCCAUUGAAAGCCCCCCUUCAUUUGUAGUUGCUAAGAGAACCGCUGCUAAGAAGUUACCUCGAAAGCUUAGCCAGCCCACUGUAGCUGCCAAGACCUCAAAGUACCGCUGGGUGUCCUCUGCAGGAGCCCAAGCUAAGACAUCUCGUAAGCCUCCAUCUCCCAAACCCUUGACUCUCACACAGAGAAGUCUGGACAAAGGAGAGGCCACAAGGAAACUUAAACCAGGCUCUUCUCCUUCUGUAAAAUUGAAAAAAGGUAUUGCAGUGUCCUCUGCUGGCACCUCACAGAGUAGCCGCUAUCGCUGGAAAGCAGGGGGCCAGAGUACAUCUGUGGCAGGGACAGCAGGAGCAACAGCAAACCGCCGUAGAUCUGCUUUCCACUGGACAGCUGAGAAAAGUAACAAAGGAUUGAAAGGAGGGAUUUCUGUGCCCCUAAGUUUACCUCAGCGCACCUCCAUGUUGUCAUCCUCCUCGCCUGGAGGGUUCAAGCUGCGCAGCAGGAUGAAGAUUAUUAGAAGGUCUACUAUCAGUGGCAGUGGAUCAGAGAAGGUGAGCCCACCAGCUGUGAAGCACUCUCCCCAGGGCAGAAUCUAUACUUUGGCCAGGACUCCCACAGGAGUUAGGAGGACACCCACCAGGGAGCUUGUGUCGUUUGGUAGACACAAGUUGAGGCGGCUUUCCCCUGUCUCAUCAAAGACAAAUGCCAACUCUUCCUCCCAUCGUAACCCCGCCUCCCAAAGGGUGUUCAGGACACGCUACAAGAUGGUGACCCAUCUGGGCUCCAGUGCCAUGCAGACCCUCUAUUACAACCCAGCCCUUUCCUGGCGUGCCAAGAGGAUCCAGUCUGCCAGGAGUUUCCUUCAGAGCCGUCUUCGAGCUCCCCACGACAGACACCCGUCAUCCACCCAGCAGUGGAGAGGAAGCAGCAUGUGCUGGAUUCGUGGCUCCUUAUACCGUGUGUCAGCCAAUAAGCUGUCCCGCACCGUAGCAGCGAACAUGUCCAUCAAUCGAACAGGAAGGUCUUCAUGCUUCCAGGUCUCCCACAUGGUUCCCGCCAUGGCCAGACCCUCCAGCACUCGUCACUUAGCCAGGUACCGUGCAGUCCAGCGGAGUCUUGCCAUCAUUCGCCACGCUCGUCAGAAGCAGCGGCAAAAGCAGUACUGCAUGUACUACAACCGCUUUGGCAAAUGUAACCGUGGAACCAGUUGCCCCUUCAUACACGACCCAGACAAAGUGGCGGUCUGCACCAGGUUUCUGAGAGGGACAUGCAAGCAAGCAGAUGGUACCUGUCCGUUCUCCCACAAGGUGGCAAAAGAGAAGAUGCCGGUGUGUUCCUACUUCCUGAAGGGCAUCUGUAACAACAGUGACUGUCCCUACAGUCAUGUCUACGUGUCCCGCAAAGCUGAAGUGUGCCAAGACUUUGUAAAAGGCUACUGUCCUGAGGGAGAGAAGUGUAAGAAGAAACACACUCUAGUGUGUCCAGACUUCUCUAAGACGGGCUCCUGCCCACAUGGCUCACGCUGUAAGUUGCAGCACCGCCAACGAGUCAAACGCCGCGCCAGCAACAGUGUGACCCCUCCAGCUAAGAAAGCACGCACCAAGGAUCCUCUGAAGAGACCCCAUCUGUCUGUUGUGAUGCCACAGGAUUCUCAAGCAUCACUGGGGAUGCCCUCCGCAGGUUCGUUGGUGCUGCCCUCAUUUAUCUCCCUCUCCAGCUCUCCGGAGGAGGCAGAUGCACCAGACACGCUUCCUACUGAUGCAGUGCAAGUCAAAGAGAAAAAACUGCAGAUCAAGCCUCGUCUGUAAGAUCACAGAAACCAGUGGGACUGGACACGAAAGGAUUUUAUCAGGUUUAGUGUUAUGUGAGUUCUGAGCUCAGGUUUGUCCUGGCACAUGUAUCCAUCUUGAAUGAGUUCACUCAGGGCCUGAAAGUUUUAUGCUUUUUGUCUAUGAACAUCUUUUGCAUAUCAGUUAGAUGUUUACAAUGCCAGUUUUGUAAAGAAAUAAAGUAUUAACUCUGAA